UGCAUCAAAUACAUCAGCUUUGCCUAUUCACAAAAUUGCAGAAGCCUCAAAGAGACCUGAAAAAGUAGUUGGUAUGCAUUACUUUUCUCCCGUUGAUAAAAUGCAGCUGCUUGAAGUUAUAACGACUGAUAAAACUUCAACUGAUACAGCAGCGACUGCUGUACAAGUUGGCUUAGAACAAGGAAAAGUUGUCAUAGUUGUGAAGGAUGGACCUGGUUUUUACACUACAAGAAUUUUAGCUCCAAUGUUAUUUGAAGUUAUUACCAUGAUGCAGGAAAAUAUCAGUCCAAAACAACUUGACAAAAUAACAAAGGAUUUUGGGUUUCCUGUUGGGGCUGCAACAUUAGCUGAUGAAGUUGGAUUGGAUGUUGCAAUACAUAUUUCAAAUUACUUAUCUUCUGUUUUUGGUGAAAGGUUCAGUCAUGGUGUGAAUUUAAAUGUUGUCAAAGAUGUAGUGUCUGCAGGAUUUUUAGGGCGAAAAUCCGGAAAAGGAAUUUAUGUCUAUACUCCUGGCGUGAAAGAGCGAGAAGUGAACCCAGAGGCAGAAGAUAUCAUGAAAAAGUACCAAAUAACAUCACCAAAAGAAUGUACAACAGAAGAACUUCAGAUGAGACUAGUGACUAGAUUUGUGAAUGAAGCUCUCCUUUGUUUGCAGGAAGGAAUUCUUGCAAAUCCUUUGGAGGGUGAUAUUGGAGCAGUAUUUGGCUUAGGAUUUCCACCUUUCCUUGGUGGACCCUUCCGUUACACUGAUUCCUAUGGAGCAGACAAGAUCUUAAAAUGGAUGGAGCAGUUUAGAGAACAUUAUGGUCCUCAAUUCACACCCUGCCAACUUUUAAUCGAUCAUGCUAAAGAUUCAAGCAAAAAGUUCCAUGCUGCUAAAUGAUUUUUGUGGCGUUUAGUAAACUUUAUAAGUCAAUGAAAAGAAGUCAUAUGGUCAGUUUCUUUAAAAUGUGUGCAAUUUGAGCAAUAUUUUUCACAACAUUUGUGUCAAGCGCCAUUUUUAUCAAAUUGUAUACAUGUUGAUAUGUGAAACUGAUAUUAUUCAAUCAAGCUCUAAUUUUAAGAGUUCAAUAUUUUAUAUAGUUUAUUCAACUUUUGUACAGAAAGUUGAAUAUUUCUAGAGUAUAGCCUCUAUAAAAGUUGUCUAAAAUUUUUAUGCAGUUUCAAUCAACUAUUGUGCCUCAAAGUUAAUUUACUGCAGCUUGAUUAUUAACUGUAAAUACAAAUCUGUUUAAUUUUUAUAAGAAUACUAUUUUUGUGUAUUUAUUACAGUGAAAGAUAUUUAUAAAGUAAAUGUG
Messenger RNA from Uloborus diversus, 1298 nucleotides. RefSeq names its product trifunctional enzyme subunit alpha, mitochondrial-like. The coding region runs from base 74 to 883 and encodes 269 amino acids. Gene Ontology annotation, cellular component: mitochondrial fatty acid beta-oxidation multienzyme complex. Gene Ontology annotation, biological process: fatty acid beta-oxidation. The record is from RefSeq and is a predicted model, not a curated record. Lineage: Eukaryota; Metazoa; Arthropoda; Arachnida; Araneae; Uloboridae. Gene Ontology annotation, molecular function: enoyl-CoA hydratase activity; NAD+ binding; long-chain (3S)-3-hydroxyacyl-CoA dehydrogenase (NAD+) activity. The transcript has 6 exons.